AUGGCACAAGUCAUUAAAAGAAAAGCUAAAGAAAUAGACCUAAUAGAUAAAACUCCAAAUAAAAAAGAUGACGAAGAAAUUUUAAAUGCUCUACGUAAAAUACAUCCGUUCAAAAUCAACUCACCGCAAAAAGGAAAGCCAAUCCGAAUUUAUUCGGAUGGAAUAUUUGAUUUAUUCCAUCUAGGUCAUGCAGAGGCCCUCAAAAAGGCCAAAAAUUAUUUUUCGGACGUUUACCUAUUAGUUGGCGUAUGCAACGACCACGACACCCACCAAAAGAAGGGGAAGACGGUCAUGAACGAGGAGGAGCGUGCACAAUCAUUGAUACAUUGCCGGUGGGUUGAUGAGGUUAUUGUUAAUGCGCCAUGGGUUGUUACCCAAGAAUUUAUUGACCAGUACGACCCAUACCCAUCAGGAGACUGUGAUGACAUCUAUGGAUUCAUAAAGAGCCAAGGAAAAUUUUUGCCAGUAACCCGUACAGAAGGUAUCUCCACGUCGGACUUAAUAACGAGGAUUAUCAAGGAUUACGAUGAGUUCCUCGAAAGAAACUUGGAAAGAGGCAUUUCUCCUAGGGACCUAGGUUUAGGAUAUUUGAGGGAAAAGGAAUAUCUGAUGAAAAAGUCCAUUUCAAAAGUAACUUCAAAUAUACAUCAGAAUUGGCAUGGGACCAAGGAAGAAUUAAAAAAUGAUCUGGCUGAAUUGAAAAACGAUCUGGCACAGGUCUUUGCUUCGAUGUUCAAUGGCGAGGGUGUUAUUGAUAAAUUCCUUCGUCUUCGUAAGCCUCGUAGAACAUUGAGCAAUGGAUCAGAAACAAAUACCGAGGAAGAUAGAAAUGAUCAUAGUGCCUCGGAUGAAGAUAACCAAGAUAAUAAUACAAGAAGAAGUGCUUCACCAGUCCGAAGGUGA
Molecule: messenger RNA, 903 nt
Organism: Entrophospora candida
Lineage: Eukaryota; Fungi; Glomeromycota; Glomeromycetes; Entrophosporales; Entrophosporaceae
Source: the annotation of a GenBank genome assembly